Messenger RNA from Solea solea (common sole), 7267 nucleotides. Its product is annotated as collagen alpha-1(XI) chain-like. The coding region runs from base 271 to 5748 and encodes 1825 amino acids. Gene Ontology annotation, molecular function: extracellular matrix structural constituent. The record is from RefSeq and is a predicted model, not a curated record. NCBI's taxonomy places the organism in Eukaryota, Metazoa, Chordata, Actinopteri, Pleuronectiformes, Soleidae. The transcript has 67 exons.
UCCAGCCUCCUGACGGUGCGCAGCGGAGUGAUUUGCGCUUCUGUUUUUUUUCUUCUUCCUUCAGCAUCAGUCUGAGCGCUGGGCUUGAGGGGGAGCGGACCUGUAGGGCCCAGUCUGACUGUGAGAGGCAUCUUUAUACUUGACACACAUGGAGCUCUAGUAUAAGCACGUUCUUUGUGGAUUGUGGAAGGGAGAGAUUUUGUUUUAUUUAUUUUUUAAGAAAAAAAAAAGGUAGCCCGGUUUCUGUACAACUGCGGGCCCCGCUCAACCAUGGAGAUGCAAAGAUGGAACACCAGGUGGAAAACGAAAAGUUGUCUAUGGGACUCAACGCUCACCGCACUGGUUUCAUUCAUUUUAAUUCUACAAGCUGCCACAGCCAGUGCAGCUGAUCCAGUGGAUGUACUGAAGGUGCUAGACUUCCGCAGCUCUCCUGAAGGUGUACGGAAAACAGCGGGCUUCUGCACCAUGCGGAGAGGAUCCAAACCUGAUGUCGCUUACAGAGUGGGAAAACAGGCCCAAAUCAGUGCUCCAACCAAGCAGCUCUUCCCCGGGGGAGAUUUCCCAGAAGAUUUCUCCAUCAUGUUUACCAUUAAGCCCAAGGCUGGCCUCCAGACCUUCCUGAUGUCCGUGUACAACAAGCAAGGCAUCCAGCAGCUCGGUGUGGAGGUGGGCCGUGCCCCUGUCUUCCUGUAUGAGGACCAAAAUGGCAAACCUGCCCCAGAGGAGUACCCCUUCUUUCGCUCCAUCAACCUUGCAGAUGGAAAAUGGCAUCGUGUAGCUAUCAGUGUGGAGAAGAAGAGUGUCACCAUCAUUGUGGACUGUAAGAAGAAGGUGACCAGGCCGCUCAACAGAGGUGACCAGGCUGUUAUCAACACAGAGGGCAUUACUGUCUUUGGCACCAGAAUCCUGGAUGAUGAGGUCUUUGAGGGUGACAUCCAGCAGCUGCUGAUAGUGGCAGACCCCAGGGCGGCCUAUGACUACUGUGAACACUACAGCCCCGACUGUGAAACCCCCAACCACCAUGACACCCCACAGGCUCAGGAACCUGAGGAAGAGUACACUAACUAUGACUAUGGUGAGUCGUAUGACUACAAUGAAGGAGAGUUAACAACUGAUGCUCCUCCCACUGAAAAAGCCAAGACUGAGACACACGUGGCUGGGUACGACUACACAGAGGAGUACGACUACACCACAGUGGAUGGAAGUCAACCUGAAACUCCCACUGAUACUGCAGGGCAAGGAGAGAACUACGAUGGUGAGAUAGUGGAUGAUUACAUCACUGGCGUGGAAGAGGUGGGGGCGGAGCCUGAGCCUACGGUAGCUGUGGAAACCCCUGCCCCAGUGGAACCUCAUGAGUCUGUGGACCCUGCCACUGAUGUGUAUGAGUUUAAGGAGUAUGAUUUGAAGGAAUAUGACAACACCAACAACAAAGAAUUUGUUGAGAAGCCAUAUGACUAUGGUGAUUAUGGUGAUUACGACACCAAACCGACCCCAGAAACAUACGAGGAGGAGUUUGGUCCUGGUGUCCCAGCAGAGACAGACUUCAGAGAGAGCAACGUGGGUGGAGGUCAAAGUUACCUGGGGGAAAAAGGAGAGAAGGGUGAACCUGCUGUCAUUGAGCCUGGGAUGCUUAUAGAAGGACCCCAAGGAGGCCCCGGCCAAGCAGGUGUUCCUGGUACCCCAGGAUUGCAGGGUCCCCCAGGUCCCCAUGGAGAUCACGGUGAGAGGGGUCCACCAGGGCGUCCCGGUAUUCCUGGUUCAGACGGUGUCCCUGGGCCUCCAGGUACCAUUCUGAUGCUCCCAUUCCGUGCAGGCGGGGAGUCGCACAAAGGACCUGUGGUUUCCGCCCAGGAAGCUCAGGCUCAGGCCAUCCUAUCUCAGGCUAGGCUGGCCAUGAGAGGUCCUCCAGGGCCAGCAGGCAUGACGGGAAGAUCUGGUCCUUUGGGAGUUCCUGGUGCUCCUGGACUUAAAGGUGACAGUGGUGUGUCUGGACCACAGGGACCCAGAGGUCUUCAAGGUGGGACGGGGCCUGUAGGAAAGCCAGGAAAGAGGGGUCGUAAUGGCGCCGAUGGGGCUCGAGGUUUGCCAGGAGAGUCCGGAGGAAAGGGUGACCGGGGUUUCGACGGCCUCCCUGGUCUUCCUGGAGAGAAGGGGCACAGAGGAGAACAUGGUCCUACAGGUUCUCCAGGGUCUCCAGGAGAAGAUGGUCCAAGAGGUGAAGAUGGCCAGGUUGGACAGAGAGGUGUGGCUGGAGAGGGUGGUCCUCGAGGUUUGCUUGGCCCCAGAGGGUCUGCAGGUACUCCAGGACAGCGUGGUCUUACUGGACUUGAUGGACAAGCUGGUCCUAAAGGAAACAUGGGUCCACAAGGAGAGUCAGGGCCUCCAGGGCAGCAGGGUUUGCCUGGUCCACAUGGUCUCGUUGGUCCUCAAGGUCCAAUCGGGCCUCCUGGAGAAAAAGGACCUCAAGGUAAACAGGGUUUGGCUGGUCUUUCUGGUGCUGACGGUCCUCCUGGUCACCCCGGAAAAGAGGGUCCUGCAGGCGAGAAAGGUGCCGUUGGUCAUACUGGUCCUAUGGGCUCCAUCGGCUACCCUGGGCCCCGUGGUGUGAAAGGUGCUGAGGGCAUCAGAGGCCUCAAAGGUGGCAAAGGAGAAAAGGGAGAAGACGGAUUCCCCGGCUUCAAAGGAGACAUGGGUAUCAAGGGUGACAAGGGUGAGGUUGGUGUACUCGGACCCAGGGGGGAGGACGGUCCAGAGGGCCCCAAGGGCAAAUCAGGACCCAAUGGAGAAUCUGGCCCCCUUGGAUCAGCUGGAGAAAAGGGAAAACUCGGAGUCCCAGGUUUGCCUGGCUAUCCUGGAAGACAAGGCCCCAAGGGCUCCAACGGCUUCCCUGGAUUCCCUGGGGCAAAUGGCGAGAAAGGAGCGAGGGGAAUCGCUGGCAAAGCUGGGCCGAGAGGGCAACGCGGCCCAACGGGUCCACGUGGUGGGCGUGGUGCAAGAGGACCAACAGGGAAACCAGGUGCAAAGGGAACCUCGGGCAAUGAUGGACCUCCCGGCCCACCAGGCGAGAGGGGCCCUCAAGGACCACAGGGACCUGUCGGCUUCCCUGGACCCAAAGGACCCAAUGGCCCAGCAGGAAAAGAUGGCUUGCCCGGACAUCCUGGGCAGCGGGGAGAGACUGGAUUCCAAGGAAAGACGGGACCUCCAGGACCUGGAGGGGUUGUUGGACCACAGGGCCCAACUGGUGAGACGGGCCCCAGUGGAGAGCGAGGACACCCAGGUUCUCCUGGGCCACCUGGAGAGCAAGGUUUACCUGGAGCUGCUGGAAAAGAGGGUGGAAAGGGUGAUCCAGGUCCUCAAGGUCAUGGUGGCAAGCCUGGACCUUCUGGCCUUAAGGGUUUCCAAGGGGCAAGAGGUCUUCCAGGGGCCAUGGGUCCAGCUGGCUUAAAGGGAGGAGAAGGCCCUCAGGGUCCCCCUGGCCCCAACGGUUCUCCUGGAGAGAGAGGUGCUGCCGGCCCUGGUGGUCCCAUUGGUCUGACAGGGCGCAACGGUCCCCAAGGACCCCCGGGCCCUGCCGGGGAAAAGGGAGCUCCUGGAGAGAAAGGUCCCGUGGGUCCCGCCGGCCGUGAUGGUAUUCAAGGCCCUGUUGGUCUUCCUGGAUCAGCCGGUCCUCAGGGUCCCCCUGGAGAGGACGGUGACAAGGGAGAAGUUGGAGGACCCGGUCAGAAGGGAAGCAAAGCAGACAAGGGUGAACUUGGUCCACCAGGUCCAAGUGGUCUUCAGGGUGUGAUUGGAGCUCCUGGCCCAGCUGGCAGCGAUGGGGAGUCUGGACCGAGGGGACAGCAGGGUAUGUUUGGCCAGAAAGGAGACGAAGGACCCAGAGGAUUCCCGGGUCUACCAGGACCCAUCGGGCUCCAAGGUUUGCCUGGGCCUCCUGGUGAGAAGGGAGAGAAUGGAGACGUCGGAGCAAUGGGUCCACCUGGUCCUCCUGGCCCAAGAGGUCCUCAAGGUUCCAGUGGAUCUAAUGGUGCACAAGGUCCUCCUGGUGGUAUUGGUUCAAUGGGAGGUGUUGGUGAGAAGGGAGAAAACGGGGAGGCUGGAAACCCAGGAUCGGCUGGAGAGCCUGGUAUUGCGGGCCCCAGAGGAGAGACUGGUGAGAAGGGAGAGUCGGGCCCACCAGGAGCAGCUGGACCUGCUGGUGCCCGCGGACCCCCUGGAGAUGACGGCCCCAAGGGGAACCCUGGUCCUGUUGGAUUCCCAGGAGACCCUGGUCCCCCUGGUGAGCCUGGUGCUGCUGGUCUUGAUGGUUUAGCAGGCGAUAAAGGGGAUGAUGGAGAGGCCGGUCAACCUGGCCCUCCCGGUCCGUCUGGUGAGGCCGGUGUACCCGGACCUCCUGGCAAAAGGGGAUCUCUUGGAAAAGCAGGUCAAGAGGGCAGACAGGGAGAAAAGGGAUCCAAGGGAGAAGCUGGAGCAGAAGGACCUGUUGGUAAAACUGGACCUGUGGGACCCCAGGGACCACCUGGAAAGUCUGGUGCUGAGGGUCUACGUGGAAUCCCCGGCCCUGUUGGCGAACAAGGACUCCCUGGUGCUUCUGGUCAAGAUGGCCCUCCGGGACCUAUUGGACCGCCUGGACUUCCUGGUAUGAAAGGUGACUCUGGAUACAAGGGAGAAAAGGGUCACCCAGGUUUGAUUGGUCUGAUUGGACCCCCCGGUGAGUCCGGAGAGAAGGGAGACCGAGGUCUGCCUGGACCUCAGGGUCUUGCAGGCGGCAAGGGUGAACUUGGCGGUGUUGGUUUCCAAGGUCCUCUUGGCCCCCCUGGUCCCCCUGGUCUUCCUGGAUCUCAAGGACAGAAAGGAUCCAAGGGAUCAGAUGGUUCAGCUGGUCAGAAGGGAGACCCUGGACUGAUUGGACCUCCUGGAGCUCCUGGACCCCCCGGUGACAUCAUCCAGCCUCUGCCCAUUCAGCAUUCAUCGGGAAAGAGGAGGCGUCAGGCUGAGAUGCAGGGAGAUGAAGCGCUGGCAGACUACGGCGUUGAGGGCAUGGGCAUGGAGGGAAUGGAGGACGUCUUCGGAUCCCUCAACAACCUCAAACAAGACAUCGAGCGCAUGAAGUUCCCCAUGGGAACCCGGGACAAUCCUGCCAGGACCUGCAACGACCUUCACCUCAGCCAGCCUGACUUCCCAGAUGGUGAAUACUGGAUCGAUCCAAACCAGGGCUGCAUAGGAGACGCCAUCAACGUCUUCUGUAAUUUCACAGCAGGUGGAGAGACGUGCGUCUACCCUGAUAAGAAAUCCACAGGAGUUCGAAUAUCAAACUGGCCCAAGGAAUCACCAGGUUCAUGGUUCAGUGAAUUUAAACGUGGCAAAAUUUUGAACUACGUUGACGUUGGACAAAACACCAUCACCUCAGUGCAGAUGACCUUCCUGAAGUUGCUGAGCUCCUCUGCUCGGCAGAACUUCACCUACAUCUGCCAUCAGUCCGUGGCCUGGUUCGACGCCAAGGCCGACAACUACGACAAGGCGCUGCGCUUCCUGGGCUCCAACGAUGAGGAGUUGUCUUACGACAAUAAUCCCUUCAUCAAGCCAGUGAUGGACGGCUGCUCGAUGAAGCAGGGCUACUCCAAGACGGUGCUGGAGAUCAACACUCCCCGCAUCGACCAGCUGCCCAUCAUCGACGUCAUGCUGAAUGACUUUGGCGACUCCAACCAGAGGUUUGGCUUCGAGGUCGGCUCCGUCUGUUUCCUCGGCUAGACACGCCCCUUCCCCCGCUGAAGGACAGGGUCACGUCAACACACCCAACACGCCGAGAUCCGACAUCCUUUACCUUCUCUCCCCGCGAAGCGAGAAAAAAAAAACCUGUGUUUUCUUUUGUUGCCGAGAAGAUCCACUUCAAGCCCGGAGAAGAAGAGCGCCCCCACCAGGCCCUGUCAUGAAAGCGCUGACCAGGGGAAAGUACUCCUUGCCCUUGUAGGGCCAGAAUCACAUGACUUUAACUUGACAUCAGGAAAAAAACGAAAAUGAGGGCAUUUGAUGCCGUGGCGGACAGUGGCGCACUUUCAGCAACAGAGAGAGGAUCCACUCACACCCAGCCCCGCCCCCUCCCCUCUCCUCACCCCUCCUCCCACCGCGCCUCCCUCUCUGGAUGCUCCAGGUGCUGCUCUGAUUACAACCACAGAGGUGUUUUUUGUGCAGAAUCACGAAACACUCAAGGUGCUACAAAAAGUGCUUUUUGAUAAAACUGUAAUAAUUAUUAUUAUUAUUAUUAUUAUUAUUAUUAUUUUGUACAAUAUUGUUCCUCUCCGUAUCCACUCUUUUAAAAAGAAUAAAAAACUUGCAUGUGCCCCCGCCUCUUACAUUUCAAAUUGAUAUUUGGUUAACUAUAUUGGAAAAAUAAAACGAUAAAUAUAUUUGAUGUUUGUUGAGACUUAUCAUGACAUCAUUUACUUCAAUUUGUAAUUAUAAAUUACAAGGUUUUUGUAAAUAAUAUAACUUUCAUAACAAAACUGAAAAGUGACUCUUAACUCAAAAAAACAUUUCUUAUUACAUAUCCGAUGAUAUGCCCAGUAGGAAAUUAAGCCAUAAUAAUAAUAAUAUGAUAUAGUAAUAUAAAUAAUGUUAGAAAGGGCUUAUUCUCGGAGACAGCUGUUGUACCUCACUUUCUUUCAUAAAUGUGGACACGUUCUGGCUCCUCAGCCGUUAUUAUUUUGGUGGCGAACAAACAAAAAGAGUAAAGAUUUUUUUUUAAUUUGUCCAUUUGUGUGUGUUUUUUUUCUAAUUAAGUAACAAAAAAAAUACACUGUUGAUUUUCUUCUUUGUAACAAUGAACACAAAUGUUUUCAUGUGCCUUGAAUUGUUCAUUCAAAAAAUAUUAAAACUGGAUUCUGAAAAAUGUGGGGUGGAAUGUUUGUAUUGUUGGCUGUCUGCGUGUAGAAAUGAUGAUGAGUGCUCUUUUUGUUGUGAUUCUGCGCCGCCGCCACCUUAUUAGCCGCCUUUCACCAUUAAUGAUAAUUUAAGAUGAUUAUAGGAGGAUUAAUGGUUCAUGUUUGGGCUGGUGUGAUGGAUUCUGAUGAGCCCAGGUGCUUUAAUCUCCUCCACUUUUCUUUCUCUGACUCAGAUUUGACUUUGAUCAUGAUCUAUUUUGCAUCUCCACCUCCUUCGCUUGCCGCUAUCGUAGCACAGACUUCAGAGUCGCUUUCGAACUUGUGUACUUACAGUAUGUUAACAACCUUAUGUACAACUGAAAUAAAUGUUUGGUGCUUUGCCAAAUGCA